Molecule: messenger RNA, 686 nt
Organism: Camellia sinensis
Lineage: Eukaryota; Viridiplantae; Streptophyta; Magnoliopsida; Ericales; Theaceae
Product: signal peptidase complex subunit 3B
Biological process (GO): protein targeting to ER
Cellular component (GO): membrane; signal peptidase complex
Source: RefSeq, a predicted model, not a curated record
AUGCAUUCGUUCGGCUACAGAGCCAACGCCUUGCUAACGUUCGCCGUGACAUUGCUCGCUUUGAUCUGCGCCAUGUCUUCUCUCUCCGACAAUCUCAACUCUCCCUCUCCCUCCUCCCAUGUCAAGGUCUUGAACAUCAAUUGGUUCCAGAAGUCUACUCAAGGAAACGACGAGGUCAGCAUGACAAUGAAUAUAUCAGCAAACUUACAGUCAUUGUUUACAUGGAAUACAAAGCAGGUUUUUGUAUUUUUAGCUGCUGAGUAUGAAACGCCCCAAAAUUCCCUGAAUCAGGUGUCCCUGUGGGAUGGUAUUAUACCUUCUAAAGAGCAUGCAAAAUUCUGGAUUCAUACAACAAACAAGUAUCGUUUCACUGAUCAGGGAAGCAAUCUCCAGGGAAAAGAAUUCAACUUGACUUUGCACUGGCAUGUCAUGCCCAAAACUGGCAAGAUGUUUGCUGAUAAAAUAGUUUUGUCCGGUUUCAGUUUGCCAGUGGAAUAUAGAUGAGGACUUUUUUGUUGUGUAGGACUUGACUGUAACUUUAUCCUUGCCUUAUUCAAGGUGGAAUAGGGGGAAAAGAAAAAUCCAUGUUUGAGAAUGUUAGAGCAAGUGAUUUAGUGGCUCCUUUAAAUUAAUGAAACUUAAUCCAACUUUUGGAUUCUCAAUGUUGCUUUGGAGGAGAUUUACCA